AUGUGGCUGUGCAUGUGGAUGAGGAAACGUGGGAGGUGCUUGAGUCCUCUGAUCUACAUCAAACCACCCAGUGCAGUAAAAGCACAAGAACCUUAAUGGAAACCAGUACAUGACAAUGCUGCAGUGAAGAAAGCACAGUGUGAGUGACCAUCAGGGGCCACCACCAGGAAGACACCCAGACACCCAGACACGAGCCACCAGCAUGCAGGCAUCCUCUUGAUGCUGUGGAUCUGAUGCUCAGAUGUUAGCAGACAUGCAGGCAGCGCAGGGCUUGGCUCUAUGGAUGUAUUGCGUGAUGGGAUCCAUGUAUGUGGUGUUUGGCAGCUCCCUGGCAGGAGAUGCCUGGCUGAUGGAGAUGCACAAGAAAAAAGAAAACGGCUUUUCAGGAAGGGAAUACACGGUCCCGUUACGCCUGAUCUUCAGAAAUGAUCGGGAAAAUCAGACCACCGAAGGACAGCUCAGCACCCGCGUGAAAGUGUUCAGCCCCCAGGACCAGUCCACCCAUGUUGCGCAGGCCAGCUUUCAAAUUGAUGCCUUUGGAUCUUCAUUUAUUCUGGAUGUAGAACUGAAUCAUGAUUUGCUGUCUUCAGAUUACUUGGAAAGACAUAUUACAGAGGAUGGCACAAUAGUGGAAAUCAAAGGUGGGGAACAUUGCUAUUACCAGGGUAAAAUACGAGGAUUACCCAGAUCGUUUGUGGCUCUGUCAACUUGCCACGGACUUCAUGGGAUGUUCUGUGAUGGAAAUCAAACGUAUCUCAUUGAGCCAGGAGAGAAUUAUCAGCCAAAUGAGGAUAACCAAUUUCAUUCUGUUUACAAAUCAAAAUUACUUGAAUUUCCUCUGGAUGAGCUGCCUUUUGAAUCGUUGACAUUGAAUGAAACAUCAGCUCCGUUUCCUCAGAGAAAGAGAAGCCAAAGAAUGAAGAGGCAGGUCCACCGAUUACGAAGAAAUGUUGAGGAAGAAACCAAAUAUGUUGAACUGAUGAUUGUAAACGAUCACUUAAUGUAUAAAAAACACCGUCUGUCUGUGGCAUAUACUAACAGCUACGCCAAGUCAGUUGUGAAUGCGGCAGAUUUAAUAUACAAAGAACAGUUAAACACAAGGAUAGUUUUGGUUGCCAUGGAAACGUGGGCAAAUGACAACAAGUUCAGCAUUUCCGAAAACCCUCUGGUGACUCUGAAGGAAUUUAUGAAGUACAGGAGGGACUUCAUCAAGGACAGAAGCGAUGCCGUUCACCUGUUUUCGGGCAGUCAGUUUGAGAGUAGCCGGAGUGGUGCUGCCUAUAUUGGUGGAGUCUGCUCGCUCUUGAAAGGUGGAGGCGUCAAUGAGUUCGGGAAGCCAGAUGUUAUGGCUGUCACGCUGGCACAGUCUCUAGCACAUAAUUUGGGCAUUUUCUCAGACAAGAAGAAAUUAUUGAGCGGUGAGUGCAAGUGUGAAGACAUGUGGUCUGGAUGCAUCAUGGGGGAUAUUGGCUAUUAUCUUCCAAGCAAGUUCUCUACGUGCAAUAUUGAAGAAUAUCACGAGUUUCUGAGAAAUGGAGGUGGUGCAUGUUUAUUCAAUAAACCACUAAAGCUUCUGGACCCCCCAGAGUGUGGUAAUGGCUUUGUUGAAGCUGGAGAAGAAUGUGACUGUGGAAGUCCUGCGGAAUGUGCUGCAGAAGGAGACAACUGUUGCAAAAAAUGCUCGUUAACCCAGGGGUCUCAGUGCAGCGAUGGAUUAUGUUGCACCGACUGUCAGUUUAAUCUACAUGGACUGUUAUGUCGGGAUGCCGUGAAUGACUGUGACAUCCCAGAAUACUGCACCGGGAACUCGAGCCAGUGUCCCCCAAAUGUACAUAAACUGGAUGGAUAUCAAUGCGAUAAAGAGCAGGGCCUUUGCUUCGGAGGGAGAUGUAAAACGAGGGACAGGCAGUGCAAGUACACGUGGGGCGAAAAAGCGGCAGAAGCAGACCUGUACUGCUACGAAAAGCUGAAUAUUGAGGGAACUGAAAAGGGCAACUGUGGCAAAAAUAAAGAGACUUGGAUACAAUGUAACAAACAUGAUGUGCUGUGUGGGUACCUUCAGUGUACCAACAUUUCAAACAUCCCCAGGCUUGGAGAGCUGGAUGGAGAAAUUACAGUAACUUCCGUCACUAAAAACCAAGUGAACGCCUUCAACUGCAGUGGGGGCCAUGUGAAAUUGGAUGAGGACACCGAUCUUGGUUAUGUUGAAGACGGAACCCCAUGUGGUGUCGAAAUGAUGUGCCUGGAACGUAGAUGUCUCCCGAUCGAUUCUUUCAACUUUAGCGCUUGUUUCGGCAGCACAAACAAAAUUUGUUCUGGAAAUGGGAUUUGCAGCAAUGAAGUAAAAUGUGUCUGCGACAAAUUCUGGACGGGGGACGAUUGCAGUACCUUUUCUCCUUACAAAGAUUUAAUAAAGGUGGUAGACCCUCUAAUGAAUGAUGGGAAUGUUAGCACAAACAUAAUCAUAGGAGCUAUUGCUGGUACCAUAUUAGUGUUGGUGCUGGUGCUGGGCAUAACAGCCUGGGGUUACAAAAACUACCGAAGAGAGAGACAAAUACCCCAGGGAGAUUAUGUAAAAAAGCCCGGAGAUGUCGACUCUUUUUAUAGCGACUUGCCUCCCGGAGUCAGCUCAAACUCAGCAUCUAGUUCUAAGAAGAGGUCUGCUAUUCUGUCGCAUUUUCAGAUAUCUGCCUGUUCCAUCCCACAUUAUUCCAUUAGUCAGAACAUUUCAUUAUUUUGCAGAAGAUCUAACGGUUUGUCUCAUUCUUGGAGUGAAAGAAUCCCAGACACUAAAAAUGUUUCCGAUGUCUGUGAAAAUGGCCGCCCCAGAAGCAAUUCUUGGCAAGGUAAUAUAAGCAGUAGCAAAAAGAAAUUAAGAGGAAAAAGGUUCAGACCUCGUUCCAAUUCUACUGAGACUCUGUCGCCUGCUAAGUCCCCUUCAUCAUCAACUGGGUCCAUAGCUUCGAGCAGGAGGUACCCGUACCCCAUGCCACCCCUGCCCGACGAAGAGAAGAAAGCCAACAGACAGAGCGCACGGCAGUUGUGGGAAACCUCUAUCUGAAUCCCUCCAGAAAACUUGGCCUCAUCAGUAAAGCGAGUCAACUCCUGGAACGUUAAACGUUUACCUUCAAGGCCUCGACUACAUAACUUCACUCGUGAUCAUUCCUGAACUGAAAGACCGCCAUGGAAUCCUGGGUGUUUACAACAGGGAUUGUUCUUGACCUUUCUGGAGGGUCUCAUAAUUCUAACUUCCAUUGUAUUCCCAAGAGAAAUUAUUAAAAAAAAUAUCCUACAUGUUGAGAUGUAAAUGGACUGAGCAGAAGACAUAUUUUUAUGCAUGACAAAUAUAUUUUGAGACACUAGUUAAGAACUCACUGAUUCUGUUCACCUGAUGUACAAUGUAUCACAAUCAAGCACCCAUUGUACGGCGGGAAGGAGUGAGUUAUUUGUUUUAAAGCACGCAUCCACUGUGGGAAAUUCUUUUAAAUGCAUGCUUAUUCUGUAUUUUCCACCUACAGCAGGUGAAAUAUAAGGAGGGUAGCAUGGGAUCACACCUGGUUAUUAUUUUUUUUAUUUGAAAGUGCCAGAUUUAGGACAUUAAACACUAAAGCUUGCCUAGAUUUGGUCAUUAGACAUAUGAGUUUUGUACAUAUGUACAUUUUUGACUUGUAAAAAAGAAAAAAACGUAAUACAGUAGAUAGUAUCUUUUGUUGAAUGCCUAAAGAUCUGUUACUGCACCAUCUGAACUACGAGAA
This is a messenger RNA of Spea bombifrons (plains spadefoot toad), 3755 nucleotides long. It is a transcript of the gene ADAM22, whose product is annotated as ADAM metallopeptidase domain 22. NCBI's taxonomy places the organism in Eukaryota, Metazoa, Chordata, Amphibia, Anura, Pelobatidae. Gene Ontology annotation, biological process: proteolysis. Gene Ontology annotation, molecular function: metalloendopeptidase activity. The record is from RefSeq and is a predicted model, not a curated record. The transcript has 31 exons. Gene Ontology annotation, cellular component: postsynaptic density membrane. Bases 242 to 3061 code for a protein of 939 amino acids.